CGUCUCUGUUUCACCCGAAAUUUUUCAGUUUCAAGGAAGAAGCUUGAAGCACAAAGACGAAACUAAUCUACGAGCUUCUGUGUUGCACGAUUCCAACGUAAAUCUCAGUUCCCCCAAUUGCUUCUUCUUUCUCAAGUACUUGGGUCGAUCAAUCUUCUCCUGAUUGGUGAUUUCGGUGUGUGCUUGGAUCUGCAUCAAUCGGUGUGAGUAUCCGUCUCCGUUUCGUUACCUACACGAUCGAAUUCGUCUGGAAUUGAUUUGACUAUUACUGUUCUCGCCUGGGUCGAUUUGGUUUUUUCAUUUUGGUUGUGGUUCAAAUGAUCAAUGGAGAGGAAUCCUCGAGAGUCGCCUCUCUAGAGGAAAGCGGCCUCGAUGCCUCUCCGGGCUCAUCAUUACAUUACUCUUCAUGUGGCGAAUCAGAGUUUGAGCGGUAUUGUAGUGCGAAUUCGGCUUUGGGAACGCCAAGUAUGUGUAGCUCCACAGGACCAUUUCACGAUUCGUUGGAAUCUGAAUUCGGCUCUUUCAAGGGAAGCUUUUUGUCUGGGGAUGCCACCGAGUUUGAGAAUUUUAGCUUGGGACCAAGUCUUAAGCUCUCCUCUUUGGAUAAGACACGAUUAGGUGAUCGAGGAAUCGGGUUUUCUGAUGAGGGUAUGUCGACGAAUGGGUUUUAUAAUGAGAGAAUUAGAAGUACAAGCAACGGGAAUGUGAACACCAUCAUGAUCCAAGAAACUGGAUGUAGUGAAGAUGAUUUGAUGGGUACUAAGGUUUGUGAUGAAGCUAAAGAUGAAAUGGAUUCCAUGAAUCAGUUGAGUGAUGUGGAUGACGAUGAGCUUCAUAAAAGUGGUUCAAUAGAUGAUGAGCAUUCUGAUGGUGAUGACUCACUUACUGAUACAGGUGAUCAUUCUCGUAAAAAAUUAUAUAUUCCACGGAAUUUGCAGUAUGGAGAGGAGUCUAAAGCUGAGAAAGAUAAUCCUUUUCUCAUCAAUUCUUCCACUGCCUUUGGUACAAAUGAUUGGGAUGAGUUUGAGCUUGAAGCCACUGAACUUGGUGACGCUCGUUUUAACUUAAGCGGAUUUGAGGAGCGUGAUAAAGGGUGUACUGAAAGUGAAGUGAUAUCCACAAAAUCAUUCUCUGCAGCUUUGCAAAAGCUUCCAGAUGUAGCUCAAUCAGGAAAAGGGCUAGAACAUGCUACAAAUGUAGGUGAAUCUCCUGAAAAUAGUGAAGAUAUACUAAGAUCUCGAAAUUUGUCUGUCUUGACCCAAAGGGAGCCAGGUGACAUGGCAAGACACAGCAUAACUGUCAGAGUUUCUGAAGACCUGAGUGCUGAAGUCAAAACCUUGGCGGUUCCUCAAUCACUGGUUACAGAUGAAUCUCUUCGAGACAGUUGUGCUAGCAUCAAUCAAACUGAAGAUAGACCUGUAGUCAUGAAGUACCUUCAAUCUUGUAGCGCUGACGAUGUCCUAGAUAUUACACCAGUUGAGUUAGGAAACGUAUAUUCUUCAAGUGAGGUUUGCGACUUAGAUGGAGAUGUUUCUCUUGGACUACUUCAUAAAUCUUCUGAGAAUUCAAAACAGCCAGAUCCAUUUGGAGAGUCCACCUCAGAACCGUUGUUGGCACCUUGGAACUCUGAUAAGCCAUCAUCUACAGAUUCUCAUCCUGUAAUAAAUGCCUUACAAGUCUCUAACAUCCAACCGAAGAAGGAGAACACAGAACUAAACGACUUGUAUGAUGAUUUUGUUCAUGAUAUGGAAGAAAUACUGCUCGACUCUGGUGAAUCAUCUGGGGCAAGGUAUUCUAAGAGUGACAAGAUGUUCCAGCUACAGCUCUCUCUGCCUAACAGGGAUGGGGGACAAACUGCUACAACUUCUGGUCUAGAUGAUUCAUCUCCAAUAGUUUCCCAGCGAUUUAGAAUUGAUAGAGUUGAAGUUGUCGGGGUAAAACAAAGGAAAGGUGAUGUCUCGCUGAGUGAGAGACUGGUUGGGGUGAAGGAAUACACAGUGUAUGUCAUAAGGGUUUGGAGUGGGAAGGACAAGUGGGAAAUUGAAAGAAGAUAUCGUGAUUUUUAUAGUCUCUACCGGCGAUUGACAUCUUUAUUUGCUGAUCAAGGCUGGACGCUUCCUACACCUUGGGCCUCUGUGGAAAGAGAAUCCAGGAAAAUAUUUGGAACAUCGCCUAGUGCCGUUGCUGAAAGGACUGUCCUUAUUCAAGAUUGUUUGAAUUCAGUUCUUCAGUCUCGAUUUUUCCCUGCACUUCCAAAUGCUCUACUUCGGUUUUUGUCCCCUCAAGAUGCAAGUUCUUCUGGGUCAGAUUCUAUAAUGUCUCCAACAGGCCCUGCUGGUAUCGCUGUUGCUGCAGGUUCUUCCUAUGGAAAUACCAUCUCGCUCAUUGUUGAUUUUCGACCUCACAAAUCAGUAAAGCAGUUGCUAGAAGCUCAGCAUUACAUAUGCGCUGGAUGCCACAUAUACUUUGAUGAUGGAGCCACUCUCGUGCGGGACUUUGUGAAAGCUCUUGGAUGGGGUAAGCCUCGGCUUUGCGAAUAUACUGGUCAAUUGUUUUGUUCUUCUUGCCAUACAAAUGAAAUGGCCGUCCUGCCAGCAAGAGUGUUACAUCAUUGGGAUUUUAAUCGUUAUCCCGUUUCUCAAUUGGCAAAAUCAUAUCUGGACUCUAUACAUGAGCAGCCUAUGCUUUGUGUCAGUGCGGUCAAUCCUUUUCUGUCCUCGAAGGUCCCUGCACUCAAUCAUAUUAUGAGCAUCCGUAAAAGAAUAACCAUUAUGCUUCCAUAUGUACACUGCCCAUUCCGCAAGACACUCAACAAAGGAAUCAGUACUCGGAGAUACCUUCUUGAGAGCACUGAUUUUUUUGCUUUGAGAGAUCUAAUUGAUCUUUCUAAAGGGCCAUUUGCAGCACUUCCUGCAAUCGUGGAGACCGUUAGGAGGAAAAUCCUGGAGCAUAUUACAGAACAGUGUCUUGUUUGUUGCGAUGUGGGGGUUCCCUGUAAUGCCCGACAAGCUUGUGACGACACAUCUUCUUUGAUAUUUCCAUUCCAGGAAGAUGAGGUUAACAAAUGCCGGUCGUGCGGUUCGGUUUUCCACAAGGGAUGCUUCUCAAGACUGUCAAACUGCCAUUGCGGAGCACAACUAAAGCCGAACAAGAGCCUGCAAGUGUCGGAGAAGAAAUCAGAUUCUUCGUCGGUCUUGCCUCUACGAUUCCUCUCUGGUUUAUUUGGAAAGACAACGAAAGACAAAGAAAACACUAUUCUGAUGAGUUCACUUCCAACAAAUGAUCUAUAGGUCUGAUUCUUUUUGUAUGUAUGUGUUUGUGUAAACCUUGCCUUUUGUAAUGUAAGCCUCAGCUUAAUUUGCAACCAAUUUUCGUUGCUUCUCAAGAUAACAAAAAUAUCUGUCUAGUGAAUGUAUUCUACACAAUUUGAGCAAAAGUAAU
Eutrema salsugineum is the source of this 3441-nucleotide messenger RNA. RefSeq lists its product as uncharacterized. Lineage: Eukaryota; Viridiplantae; Streptophyta; Magnoliopsida; Brassicales; Brassicaceae. The coding region runs from base 318 to 3290 and encodes 990 amino acids. The record is from RefSeq and is a predicted model, not a curated record. Gene Ontology annotation, molecular function: phosphatidylinositol binding. The transcript has 5 exons.